Hibiscus syriacus is the source of this 1169-nucleotide messenger RNA. RefSeq names its product probable pectin methylesterase CGR3. The record is from RefSeq and is a predicted model, not a curated record. Gene Ontology annotation, molecular function: methyltransferase activity. Gene Ontology annotation, biological process: pectin metabolic process. The transcript is spliced from 7 exons. Bases 187 to 966 code for a protein of 259 amino acids. Lineage: Eukaryota; Viridiplantae; Streptophyta; Magnoliopsida; Malvales; Malvaceae.
AAGUCCUUUUCAAACUCGUCUAGUUGUAAAUAUUUUCCUUUUUAGCAUAAAUCAUAAAUGGUUUAAAUCCAAACUCAGAAUAGUAUUCUAUUCGCACUAGAAAAGCGAAAACAAGGGUGUUUUCUGUUUCCCACAGAUCUAAGAUCCAAAAUCCAAUUUUAUCAGUUCUCUCCUCUAAGGAAUAACAUGUCAAGAAGGCAAGUUAGUACCACGCGCCGCUUUGUCGACAGCGGAAACUACCCCUUCGCUGGUGCCUUACAAUAUAAAUCCCGAUCUUCUCCCAUUUUAUCUAUUGGUCUUGUCAUAGUGGGAGCUAUCCUUCUUAUUGGCUACGUCUAUAGUGGCUCGGGUAAAUCCCGAGUUGUCAGUCGGCUCCAAGGUGACUAUACAUGCACACUAGAAGUUCAGAGGGCAAUACCAUUUUUGAAGAAGGCAUAUGGUGACAGCAUGCACAAGGUUUUGCAUGUAGGCCCUGAUACCUGUUUGGUGGUCUCCAAACUUUUGAAAGAAGAGGGAACUGAAGCCUGGGGUGUGGAACCAUAUGACAUAGAGGAUGUUGAAGAAGAUUGCAGGAGUCUUGUGGGAAAAGGCAUUGUACGUGUGGCAGAUAUCAAGUUCCCCCUUCCGUAUAGGUCAAAGUCUUUUUCUCUUGUUAUUGUGUCAGAUGCCAUUGAUUACUUGUCUCCAAAGUACCUGAACAAAACUCUGCCUGAGUUCGCAAGGGUUGCCUCUGACGGCCUAGUUAUUUUUGCAGGUUCCCCUGGUCAUCAGAAGGCUAAAGUGGCAGAAUUAUCCAAAUUUGGGCGGCCAGCCAAAAUGCGGAGUUCCACUUGGUGGGUUCGAUUUUUCGACCAAAUUAGUUUACAAGGAAAUGAAGCUGUCACUAAGAAGUUUGAGCAGGCUGCAUCAUCAAAGAGUUCAUACCCGCCAGCUUGUCAAGUGUUCCACCUAAAACCAUAUCAGUGAUUCAAAGAGUAAUUCAUCAAGGUGAAAUUCUCAUUACUUUUGUUUUGUCAUGCUUUGAAGGUGAAGUAAAUAUAUCUUCUGCUCCCAGAUUACGUGUAUACACUAAAUUUGGUAAAGAGAUGUUGAUAUCACUGGUGUUAGUUCCCCUAACAUUACACGUUUGAUAUUUAUUAAUUCAAUUGAUGAAAAAAAUACACUUGUUU